CCCAACAACAACCACAACAACCACAACAGCUGCCCCAACAACAACCACAACAACUGCCCCAACAACAACAACCACAACAACUGCCCCAACAACAACAACCACAACAGCUGCCCCAACAACAACUACAGCGGCCCCAACAACAACCACAACAACCACAACAGCUGCCCCAACAACAACAACAACAACCACAACAACUGCCCCAACAACAACAACCACAACUGCCCCAACAACAACCACAACAACUGCCCCAACAACAACAACUACAACUGCUGCACCAACAACUACAACUGCAACCCCAACAACAACCACAACAACUGCAGUCCCAACAACAACUACUACUGCUGCACCAACAACAACCACAACAGCAGCCCCAACAACCACAACAGCUGCCCCAACAACAACCACAACAACUGCCCCAACAACAACUACAGCGGCCCCAACAUCAACCACAACAACUACAACCACAACAACCACAACAGCUGCCCCAACAACAACUACAGCUGCCCCAACAACGAACACAACAGCGGCCGCAACCACAACAACCACAACAGCUGCCCCAACAACCACAACAGCUGCCGCAACAACAACAACAGCUGCCCCAACAACGACCACAACAACUGCCCCAACAACCACAACAGCUGCCCCAACAACCACAACAGCUGCCCCAACAACAACCACAACAGCUGCCCCAACAAAAACUACAGCGGCCCCAACAACAACCACAACAACCACAACAGCUGCCGCAACAACAACCACAACAACUGCCCCAACAACAACAACCACAACAACUGCCCCAACAACAACAACCACAACAGCUGCCCCAACAACAACUACAGCGGCCCCAACAACAACCACAACAACCACAACAGCUGCCCCAACAACAACAACAUCAACUGCAGCCCCAACAACAACUACAGCUGCCCCAACAACGACCACAACAGCGGCCCCAACAACAACAACCACAACAGCUGCCCCAACAACCACAACAGCUGCCGCAACAACAACAACAGCUGCCCCAACAACAACAACCACAACAGCUGCCCCAACAACUACCACAACAACCACAACAACAACAACCACAACAACCACAACAGCUGCCCCAACAACAACCACAACAACUGCCCCAACAACAACAAC
This is a messenger RNA of Oreochromis aureus, 1137 nucleotides long. Its product is annotated as GATA zinc finger domain-containing protein 14-like. The annotation marks the transcript as partial. Lineage: Eukaryota; Metazoa; Chordata; Actinopteri; Cichliformes; Cichlidae. The record is from RefSeq and is a predicted model, not a curated record. The transcript has 4 exons.